AUGAACCCAAAGGCUAUAUAUGUUCCAUGUGCAAAUCAUUCACUGAAUCUUGUUAUUGUUGAUGGUGCACUGUCAUCUAUCAGUGCAAUAUCUUUUUUUGGAGUUCUUACAAGAUUGUAUACCCUCUUUUCAUCGUCUCCUCCUCGAUGGGAAAUUUUAAAAUCGUGUGUGGAAAUUUCUGUCAAACCACAAUCAGAUACAAGAUGGGAAAGUAAAAUAAACUAUGUUAAACCACUUCGCUAUUAUCUGAAAGAAAUUUUAGAGGCACUCGACAGAUUGGAAAAACAUGCCUUUGAAAAGAAAGAUGGGGCAACAGCCACAGAAGUACGAUCUCUGAUUGAAUAUAUUAGGACAUGGCCUUUCUUAUUAUCAAUCAUUAUUUGGUAUGACGUUUUAUUUCAAAUCAACAAAUCAAGUAAGCUUCUUCAGUCUUCUACAACCUCUCUUGACAUAUUGGCUAGUGAAAUAAAAGCAACAAAUACAUUUCUUUAUGAGUAUCGUGAGACUGGAUUUACUGACGCACAUAUUAAAGCACAAGAAAUUGCAGAAGAAUUGGGAAUUGAAAAGUGUGCUAAUGAAACUCGGCAACCUGAGCAUCAAUAUAAAACAGAUUUCUUUUUACCACUCAUUGACAUGUCAAUUGCAUCAGUAAAGGAGCGUUUUGAACAGGUCAGUAUCUUCACAAAUCUUUUUGACUUUCUUUACCGGUCUGAGAGUCUUAUCAAAGCCUGUAAUGAAAAUUCUCUUACUGUAUUUUGCACAAAUUUGCAAACGAAGCUCGGUGAUAUAGAUUCUGAGGAUUUGAAAAUGGAGUUGAAACGAUUUGUCAUAGUUGUACAAGAGGACAAAAAUACAAACCUGAAAUCUGCAUAUUUCCUUAACUACGUCUACAAAGAAGAGCUGCAGGAAACUUAUCCUAAUCUAGUUAUUGCGUUACGCAACAUUCUUACUUCUCCAGUAACUGUUGCAAGUGCAGAACGUACCCAGCGGGCACAGACGUCAAUCAAACGUCUUACAGACGUCUUAACUUGGUCGCGACGUCUCAGACCAAAUUAG
This is a messenger RNA of Hydra vulgaris (swiftwater hydra), 1056 nucleotides long. RefSeq lists its product as uncharacterized. Gene Ontology annotation, molecular function: protein dimerization activity. The record is from RefSeq and is a predicted model, not a curated record. Lineage: Eukaryota; Metazoa; Cnidaria; Hydrozoa; Anthoathecata; Hydridae.